Molecule: messenger RNA, 2564 nt
Organism: Hymenoscyphus albidus
Lineage: Eukaryota; Fungi; Ascomycota; Leotiomycetes; Helotiales; Helotiaceae
Source: the annotation of a GenBank genome assembly
AAAAAAAAAACGUGUUCGGCGAAUGAUUGGGAGGACUUUGUCACUGUUUCCUGGAAUGGGGUUUGUAGUCAUGGGAGUGGAAAGGGUAGGAGGGGUGUGGAUAUGUAAUGCCAAGGCCGCGUGAUGCUUACCUCGCAGUCUUCGCGGCCUUGGAAGGUCCUUGAACGAGGGGACCGGGAUGGACAAGAGGUAAAAGUUCAUGGUGCCUCAGUGGUUUGUUUAUCGUUUUUGUGGAUCUGGCGGAGGGAGGGGAGAUGACGGAUUGGGAAAAUUCUCGUUUGCCCUUGGGAGUGUGCAGUAGAAGUAGGUUUGAUGCUGCCUCUUUUUGCAGUCCACAGAUAUCUACGGAACCUUUUCAGGACUGUUGGGUUGUCGCGAGAUUGGAUUUGGGUCAACGUCUUUGGGUCUUUGUGAUUUUUUAGGGUUGAACGGGUAUACGAUACAUAUAUGAUGCCGUCCAGCAUGUUUUCACGUGCGGUUGUUGUUGUUGCUGCGCUCUCUGCGCCGGUGUUUGCUCAGCUUACACUUACUGGAUGUCAUCUUGAUAAUGGACGAGAGUAAGUCGCUAUCGCAUCUUUGAAUCUAUAACAAGAUUGGUGGUUAAUCAAAAUUACAGAGUAUGUUUUCUUCCAGGUGGAGCUGAGACGACAAUCUCCACGUCUAGUAGCGUAGCUUUGCCCACGAAUUCUCCUACACCUACACCUACAGCACCAAGUUCGGUCCCAGCGAGUACAACAGCCGCAGCUCAGACCACUGCGGUUACAGCGUGCCAUAUGCAUGAGGCUACACAGUAUGUGGAUUGGACGGUGGAGUGAGUAGAAAAUGAGCAAAAGGCUGACAGAGUAAUAGAAUGUGUAUCAACGGCGCUGGAGCAGAAGUCGAGAUCAAGGCAACUCCAACUGGAAUCACGCCUCUUCCAGAGUCAUACAACGACUGUCAUGCUCACGGAGCAGAAACGUAAGUUGCUUUAGAUGUCUGAAGUAUCAGAGCAAGAACCAUGCCGUUUUGAGAUCUUUCGUUAACCUUAUCUUCCAGGUUCUGUAUGGCACCAGAUGGCCAGGAAGUCGAGAUUGUAGCCGACGCCUCCACAGAAGCCGGACAUGAAGACCAUGCCCAUGGAGAAGAGGCAGGCGGAGAAGAUUGUCACUUCCACGCUGGAGUGGAGUAUGUAUACAAAGUCCCAGUCCUUUGGUUGUAUUUUUGAGCUGAUGGAUCUUCAGACAUUGUACAGGCGGAGGCGCACAUGAAGCUGAAGCCAAUUGCGAAAGGAGAGACAGAGAUUACAGGGUCAACCUGCGAAUCGGUCUCAUCUUCGUGAUGCUUGCUACCAGUCUCAUCGGUAAGCAGAUACUAUCAUUUGGGGUUUAAGAUAUUAACGUGAGUAGCUGUAUACGCACCAAUGCUCAUGAAGGAGUUCCUCAAGGUAAACACUUCCGGCACGAUUUUCACAGUGAUUAAGCAAUUUGGUACCGGAGUGAUCAUUGCCACUGCUCUCGUUCAUGUAAGUAGUUUUGCUUUCUCCAAGUCAAGUGUAGAACAGAGACUAAUAAGUACUAGCUUCUCACCCACGCCGAGAUGAUGUUCGCCAACACCUGCCUUGGAGAAUUAAAGUACGAGGCCACAGCGACUGCCAUCGCCAUGGCAUCAGCAUUCAUAGCUUUCGCCAUAGAUCUCCUCGCUCGAAAACUCGCAAAAUGGCGACAGAAGAAGACAGCCGGAGCGGACAACGAGAACUCACCUUCUUCUAGCGUCAAUGAAAAGGCAGCAAACCCCACAGAAGAUAUCACAGCAGUAGCUCCACCCGCCAUCAGCGGUCAUAACCACGGCCAUCCAGGCCUCUCACCACACACAAACGACGCCGUCUCCGUCCUCGUCCUAGAAGCAGGAAUCAUCUUCCACUCCCUUCUCAUCGGAAUCACUGUCGUCGUGGCUGGAGACAGCGUGUUCGGUGUCCUCUUCGUGGUAAUCGUCUUUCACCAGAUGUUCGAGGGUCUCGCCCUAGGAGCCAGAAUCGCAUCCCUCUCGGCAUCAGGCAUGAGUAAAAUCAAGUACUACAUCCUGCCACUUGCCUUUGCAUUCAUUACUCCCAUUGGAAUGGCCAUUGGUGUUGGUGUUCUUAAGAAGUUUAACGGGAAUUCGCCAGGGACGAUCGUGGCGAUUGGAACGUUGGAUAGUAUUAGUGCGGGGAUUUUGCUGUGGGUUGGGUUUGUGGAUAUGUGGGCAGGGGAUUGGUUGUAUGGAGAGCUGAGGGAUGCGGGUCUGCGGAAGACGGUUUGGGGACUGUUGGGAUUGGUGGGGGGAAUGGCACUGAUGGGUUUACUUGGGAAAUGGGCCUGAGUUCGGAUCAGAAUCAAAACAUGGAUCGUCAAGGGAAGAAAAGAGGUGGAAGUAACGGCUUAAUGAACAUAGGACGGGCAAAAUAAUGAUAGAUAUACAGGUAAUAGAAGGGCACGAGAAACGACCAGGUCAAUUCGAAGUUGGUAUAAAGCGCGCACUGACCAUGAAAUAAGACUGUAAAUGUUCAGCAAACUCAUUGUCAUUCCAUAUGAUGAAUCAAUUUAAGC